CAGACGGACGGACGGACAGACAGACAGACAGACGGACAGCCUCUCUUCAGCGAGUAUCACGAGACCAGCGCUGUCCGCAGCACGCUAGAAAUAUCUUUGUCGUUUUUUGUGUAGUUUGAAACUUUGUUGCGCUACGUUUGAUCUAAACCAAACACGAGUGUGGGAUAGAAGCAAGCCUUCAGAGCCCUUGUAUAUCAUCUUGUUCAGUGGCACAGAGUUUUGAGCGCAUUUCAGCCACGAUGUCCGCCAACACGCAGCAGAGCAAGAGCUGCCCCAUUCCCACGCGUGUCCUGCACCUCAAAGACUGGUCCCAGCUCCCAGACUGCUACAGUCAGACCCCAGGAGGAACGCUCUUCUCCACCACGCCAGGGGGAACUCGGAUCAUUUAUGACAGAAAAUUCCUCCUGGACUGCAGGAACUCUCCCAUUGCCCGGACCCCACCCUGUUGUUUGCCCCAGAUUCCUGGGGUAACCAUUCCUUCACUCCAUCCAAUGUCCAAACUGCAGGAACUCAAAGAGGAGUUGGAGGAGGAGAAGGAUCUGGCAGGUAAAAUUGCCGUCUGCUCCAGAAAAAGAAAAAGAAAGAAUGAAAACCUGUUCUGCGAUAACAUUUCCAGGACACUUUAAGCCCUCAGGUUUCCC
Molecule: messenger RNA, 641 nt
Organism: Sinocyclocheilus grahami
Lineage: Eukaryota; Metazoa; Chordata; Actinopteri; Cypriniformes; Cyprinidae
Product: eukaryotic translation initiation factor 4E-binding protein 3-like
Exons: 2
Coding region: 240-626 (128 amino acids)
Biological process (GO): negative regulation of translational initiation
Cellular component (GO): cytoplasm
Molecular function (GO): eukaryotic initiation factor 4E binding
Source: RefSeq, a predicted model, not a curated record